Messenger RNA from Talaromyces marneffei, 1020 nucleotides. RefSeq lists its product as uncharacterized. Bases 1 to 1020 code for a protein of 339 amino acids. Gene Ontology annotation, molecular function: oxidoreductase activity; zinc ion binding. The record is from RefSeq and is a predicted model, not a curated record. Lineage: Eukaryota; Fungi; Ascomycota; Eurotiomycetes; Eurotiales; Trichocomaceae. The transcript has 7 exons.
AUGAGUCUACCAAAGACAUUCCGAAAAGCCGUUUUCAAUGAAGCCGGUGGUCCACUGGUCAUCGAAGAGGCCAAUCUUACCCCUCCUGCCCCACGUGAGAUUCUGGUUCAAGUUGAGGCAUGCGGUGUUUGCUUUUCAGAUACUAUUGCACAACACGAUUACAUGGGCGGUGGAUUCCCACAAGUUCCAGGUCAUGAGAUAAUCGGAAAAGUCGUCGCUGUUGGCAGUGGGGUUUCAGGAUGGACAGUCGGUGAUCGAGUUGGUGGUGGAUGGCAUGGAGGACAUGAUGGCACAUGCAGAGCUUGCAAGACUGGUCAUUAUCAAAUGUGCGACAACCAGCUCGUAAAUGGCAUAACAAGAGAUGGCGGAUACGCUGAAUACUGCACUAUCCGCUCGGAGGCCGCCGUCCGCAUCCCUCCAGACGUCGAUGCCGCAACAUACGCGCCCAUGCUCUGCGCCGGUGUAACAGUCUUCAAUUCAAUGCGUCAAAUGCAAGUCCCUCCCGGCUCAACGGUUGCCAUUCAAGGUCUCGGCGGCUUAGGACAUCUCGCAUUACAAUACGCCAACAAAUUCGGAUAUCGUGUCGUGGCCCUAUCACGAGAUAGCAAAAAGGAGACGUUUGCUAGACAACUCGGCGCUCAUGAGUAUAUUGAUGGUAGUAAAGAAGAUGUUGGUGAAGCAUUGCAGAAGCUGGGAGGUGCUUCUUUGAUUGUGUCGACUGCUCCUGACAAGAACUCCAUUACUCCGUUGUUGAAGGGGCUCGGAAUUCAAGGGAAAUUGCUUAUUUUGUCUAUUGUCGACGAUCUUCCGGUCAAUACAGCUAUUCUGAUGCGUUACGGAUCAUCAGUUCACUCAUGGCCAAGUGGACAUGCAAUCGACUCAGAAGAGGCAAUUCAGUUUGCCGGGUUGCAAGAUAUCAAGUGCAUGGUCGAGACGUUCCCUCUCGAGAAAGCUAAUGAGGCUUAUGAUGCUAUGCUGAAGGGAAGCGUCCGAUUCCGCUCAGUGAUCAAGAUGAACUAG